This is a messenger RNA of Hyla sarda, 4497 nucleotides long. RefSeq names its product oocyte zinc finger protein XlCOF7.1-like. NCBI's taxonomy places the organism in Eukaryota, Metazoa, Chordata, Amphibia, Anura, Hylidae. The transcript is spliced from 7 exons. The record is from RefSeq and is a predicted model, not a curated record. The coding region runs from base 174 to 4094 and encodes 1306 amino acids. Gene Ontology annotation, biological process: regulation of DNA-templated transcription.
GAGCCAAUAGGAGAACAGCACCAGAGAGGUGUCCCCGUCCUCUUCUUCCACAGGAUGAUCAGGGAGAAGAUCCAAACAAUAUUAAUGCUCCAGAGACAGAUGUGAGCGGUGAUGAGCAGUAUAAGGAGAACAUUCCUACAGAGAAAGAUCUCAUCUAUAUUAACGGUACAGACAUGAAGGAAGAAGAAAAGACAGAUAUAAGCAGCAGUGAGCAGUAUAAGGAGGACAUUCCUAUAGGGAACGAUCUGAUCUAUAAUAUUAGAGAUUUAAGGGAAAAAAAAGAAACAGAUGUGAGCGGUGAUGAGCAGUAUAUGGAGGACAUUCCUACAGGUAACCGCCCAGAUUCUUGUCCCAGGAGAUCAGAGGAGAAUCUUAUAUCUUCAGAUUAUAAAGCAGAUGAUGAUAUCACACAAGAUACAUAUGAAGAACAUUCCAUUAUCCCAGAUACACCCUCAGCCCUUCACAGCCAAGAUCUGUCAUCUCAUCCUUAUAUACAGGUCCUGUCUUCUCAGUCAUCACAGGAUGUUCAGCUAAAUAAAGGUCACAGAAGGGGUGUUGGACAUCAACGAGCUCAUACAGGAAAGAAACCAUAUUCAUGCUCAGAAUGUGGGAAAUGUGUUACUUCUAAAUCAAAUCUUGUUAAACAUCAGAGAAUACACACAGGGGAGAAGCCAUUUUCAUGCUCAGAAUGUAGAAAAUGUUUUACUCAGCAAUCACAUCUUGUUACACAUCGAAGAACUCAUACAGGGGAGAAGCCAUUUUCAUGUGCAGAAUGUGGGAAAUGUUUUACUCAGCAAUCAGAGCGUAUUAAACAUCAAAGAACUCACACAGGGGAGAAGCCAUUUUCAUGUUCAGAGUGUGGGAAAUGUUUUACUCAGCAAUCAGCUCUUGUUAAACAUCAAAGAACUCACACAGGGGAAAAGCCAUUUUCAUGUGCAGAGUGUGGGAAAUGUUUUGCUCAGCAAUCAGAUGUUGUUAAACAUCAAAGAACUCACACAGGCGUGAAGCCAUUUUCAUGUUCAGAAUGUGGGAAAUGUUUUACUGAUAAAUCAAGUCUUGUUAGACAUCUAAGAAUUCACACAGGGGAGAAGCCAAUUCAGAGCGUGAAGAAGUCCUCUAGUGGGCGCUGUGGGGCCCCUGUGUGUGAAGGAUGGGGAAGAACCCUGAGCCCAAUCCCGGGGCCCCCACCUCACUCCCUGAUACAUGAGGAAAUGGAUGAACAGAAGAUCCUAGAACUCAUCAACAAGAUGAUGGAGCUGCUGACUGGAGAGGUUCCUAUAAGGUGUCAGGACGUGGCGGUCUAUUUCUCCAUGGAGGAGUGGGAGUAUGUAGAAGGACACAAGGAUCAGUACAAGGAUCAGGUCAUGAUGGAGGAUCAGCAGCUCCUCACAUCACCAGUCAGAUCCAGUAAGAGAACAGCACCAGAGAGGUGUCCCCGUCCUCUUGAUGAGCAGAAUAUGGAGGACAUUACUACAGGGAAAGAUCUGAUCUAUAUUAAUGCUACAGACAUAAAGGAAGAAGAGACAGAUGUGAGUGGCAAUGAGCAGUAUGAGGAGAACAUUCCUACAGGAAAAUAUCUGAUCUAUAUGAACGCUACAGACAUAAAGGAAGUAAAAGAGACAGAUGUAAGCGGUGAUGAGCAGUAUAAGGAGGACAUUCCUACAGGGAAAGAUCUGAUCUAUAUUAAUGCUACAGACAUAAAGGAAGAAGAAGAGACAGAUGUGAGCGGUGAUGAGCAGUAUAAGGAGGACAUUCUUACGGGUAACCACCCAGAUUCUUGUACCAGGAGAUCAGAGGAGAAUCUUAUAUCUUCAGAUUAUAAAGCAGAUGAUGAUAUCACACAAGAUACAUAUGAAGAACAUUCCAUUAUCCCAGAUACACCCUCAGCCCUUCACAGCCAAGAUCUGUCAUCUCAUCCUUAUAUACAGGUCCUGUCUUCUCAGUCAUCACAGGAUGUUCAGCAAAAAGAAAGUCAUAGAAGGGGUGUUGGACAUGAAAGAGCUCAAAGAGGAAAGAAACCAUAUUCAUGUUCAGAAUGUGGGAAAUGUUUUACUUUUAAAUCAGACCUUGGUGUACAUCAAAGAACUCACACAGGAGAGAAGCCAUUUUCAUGUUCAGAAUGUGGAAAAUGUUUUACUGACAAAUCAAGUCUUCUUAGACAUCAAAGAACUCACACAGGGGAGAAGCCAUUUUCAUGUUUAGAAUGUGGGAAAUGUUUUACUCGGAAAUCAGACCUUGUUGUACAUCAAAGAAUUCACUCAGGAGAGAAGCUGCUUUCAUGCUCAGAAUGCGGGAAAUGUUUUACUAAGAAAUCACAUCUUGUUCAACAUAAAAGAACUCACACAGGGGAGAAGCCAUUUUCAUGUUCAGAAUGUGAAAAAUGUUUUAUUGACAAAUCAAGUCUUCUUAAACAUCAAAGAACUCACACAAGGGAGAAGCCAUUUUCAUGUUCAGAAUGUGGGAAAUGUUUUACUUCGAAAUCAGAUGUUACUCGACAUCAAAGAACUCACACAGCGGAGAAACCAUUUUCAAGUUCAGAAUGUGGGAAAUGUUUUACUAAUAAAUCAGGUCUUGUUGUACAUCAAAGAACUCACACAGAGGAGAAGCCAUUUUCAUGUCCAGAAUGUGAGAAAUGUUAUACUUCUAAAUCAGAUCUUGUUGUGCAUCGGAAAACUCGCACAGGAGAGAAAUCGUAUCUUGUUGAACAGCAAACCACUAACACAGGAAAGAAGCCAUUUUCAUGUUCAGAAUGUGUGAAAUGUUUUACAUCUAAAUCAUGGCUUGUUGAACAUCAGAGAACUCACACAGGUGAGAAGCCAUUUCCUUGUUCAGAAUGUGGGAAAUGUUUUACUAAGAAAUCAAAUCUUGUUCAACAUGAAAUAACUCACACAGGGGAGAAGCCAUUUUCAUGUGCAGAGUGUGGGAAAUGUUUUACUCGGAAAACAGACCUUUUUAGACAUCAAAUAACUCACACAGGAGAGAAACCAUUUUCAUGCUCAGAAUGUGGGAAAUGCUUUACUCAGAAAUCAGAUCUUGUUAAGCAUCAAAGAACUCACACAGAGGAGAAGCCAUUUUCAUGUGCAGAAUGUGGGAAAUGUUUUACUCAGAAAUCAGAUCUUGGGAAACAUAAAAUAACUUACACAGUAGAGAAGCCAUUUUCAUGUGCAGAACGUGGGAAAUGUUUUACUAUUAAAUCAGGUCUUGUACAUCAAAAAUCUCACAUAGGAGAGAAGCCAUUUUCAUGUUCAGAAUAUGGGAAAUGUUUUACUCAGAAAUCAGGUCUUGUUGUACAUCAAAAAACUCACACAGAGGAGAAGUUAUUUUCAUGCCCAGAAUGUGGUAAAUGUUUUACUUUUAAAUCGCAUCUUCUUUUACAUCAAAGAACUCACACAGGAGAGAAGCCAUUUUCAUGUUCACUAUGUGGAAAAUGUUUCACUCAAAAAUCGCAUCUUGUUGGACAUCAAACCACUCACACAGGAGUGAAGCCAUUUUCAUGUUCAGAAUGUGGAAAAUAUUUUACUUCUAAAAUGUGGCUUGUACAGCAUCAGAGAACUCACACAGGGGAAAAACUGUUUUCAUGUUCAGAAUGUGUGAAAUGUUUUACAUCUAAAUCACAGCUUGUUGAACAUCAGAGAACUCACACAGGUGAGAAGCCAUUUCCUUGUUCAGAAUGUGGGAAAUGUUUUACUAAGAAAUCAAAUCUUGUUCAACAUGAAAUAACUCACACAGGGGAGAAGCCAUUUUCAUGUGCAGAGUGUGGGAAAUGUUUUACUCGGAAAACAGACCUUGUUAGACAUCAAAUAACUCACACAGGAGAGAAACCAUUUUCAUGCUCAGAAUGUGGGAAAUGUUUUUCUCAGAAAUCAGAUCUUGUUAAACAUCGAAGAACUCACUCAGGGGAGAAGCCAUUUUCAUGUGCAGAAUGUGCUAAAUGUUUUCCUGAUCAAUCAAGUCUUAUUCAACAUCAAAGAACUCACACAUGGGAGAAGCCAUUUUCAUGUUCAGAAUGUAGAAAAUGUUUUACUCAGCAAUCACAUCUUGUUCAACAUCAAAUAACUCACAAAGGAGAGAAGGCAAUUCAGAGUAAUAAAUGAUGCAGAUAACACAUCUAUAUAUUCACCAUGUACAUAGGAUAGUUGACAGUAAUACAUACUUAUAUAUAUUUAUACAAUAUAUGCUUUAUCUCCAAACUUGUUAUCAUUUUUUAAGAAGUUCUCUAUAUUAUAUUAUUUAUUAUUCUUAUAUUCAUCUCCGCACACUGGACUUAUAAUAAAUGUAAUAUUGUCCCUGACGUUGUAUAUAGGGAAUGUAACGCGUCAGUGUUGUCCCCGCCCCCUUCUCAUUAUGAUUAUAGAGAUUUUAAUUCAAGUCAAUAUCUCAGCGUCCCCCGGGUUCAGUAAACAUCGGUGUAAUUCUUUUCCUUUUCUUUGUCCUCCCCGGGGUAUAAAAUCCCUAGAGAUCUGAUCACAUCUGGUACAAGAUCUCUUUACUUCACAC